Molecule: messenger RNA, 1281 nt
Organism: Fonticula alba
Lineage: Eukaryota; Rotosphaerida; Fonticulaceae
Exons: 4
Coding region: 1-1281 (426 amino acids)
Biological process (GO): cell redox homeostasis; cellular response to oxidative stress; glutathione metabolic process
Cellular component (GO): mitochondrion; cytosol
Molecular function (GO): flavin adenine dinucleotide binding; glutathione-disulfide reductase (NADPH) activity
Source: RefSeq, a predicted model, not a curated record
AUGUUCAACGCGGCCUCCAUCGCCGACACCCUGCGCAAUGACGCCCGCGACUAUGGGUUCGGCAAGAACCUGCACGCCGACGUCGGCCGGUCCUCGGACGAGGCCAACCCCGGCUCCAAGCAGGUCCACUUCGACUGGCAGCACCUGAAGCGCGCCCGCGAUGCCUACGUCGCCCGGCUGAACACCAUCUACAACAACAACCUCAACCGCGACUCGGUGGACUGGGUCCUCGGCCAUGCCUCCUUCAUCGAUGCCAAGACCGUGAGCGUGGCCAUCCCGGCCGAUGGCGACACCCCUGCCACCACCCGGCAGAUCACCGCCCAGCACAUCCUCAUCGCCCCGGGCUCCACCCCCAACAUCCCCAAGAUCCCCGGCAUCGAGCACACCAUCGACAGCGAUGGGUUCUUCCAGCUGGAGGACCUCCCCCGCCGGGUGGCCAUCGUCGGCGCCGGGUACAUCGGCACCGAGUUCGCCGGUGUCUUCAACCAGCUGGGCUCCGACACCACCAUGUACCUGCGCGGUGCGGCGCCGCUGCGUGGCUUCGAUGACCUCCUGCGCCGGACCCUGCUGGAGGAGAUGCGCAACUCCAACAUCAACAUCCGGGCCUACACCACGGUCACCGGCGUGCGCAAGGACCCGGCCACCGGCGAGCUGUAUGCCAUCGACCUGCCGGAGGAGGGCCCCUUCGACCAGGUGGUCAUGGUCACCGGCCGCGUGCCCCGCACCGAGGGCCUGCACCUGGACCGCGCCGGCGUGGUCACCACCCGCCAGGGGUACAUCCAGGUGGACCGGUACCAGAACACCUCCACCGAGAAUGUCUACGCCCUGGGCGACGUGUGCGGCAAGGCCGAGCUGACCCCGGUGGCCAUCGCCGCCGGCCGGCGCCUGGCCAUGCGCCUGUUUGCCGGCUUCCCGGACAGCCACCUGGACUACGAUGCCCCCAUCACCACGGUGGUCUUCAGCCACCCGCCCUGCGGCACGGUCGGCCUCACCGAGGAGGAGGCCCGCGAGAAGUAUGGCGCCAAGAACAUCAAGGUGUACACCAGCACGUUCACCAACAUGUACCACGCGGUUUCCUCCUUCAAGACCAAGACCGCCAUGAAGAUGGUGUGCCUCGGCCCGCAGGAGAAGAUCCUCGGUCUGCAUGUGAUCGGCCGCGGCGCCGACGAGAUGAUCCAGGGCUUCGGCGUGGCCGUCCGCAUGGGUGCCACCAAGCAGCAGUUCGACGACACCGUGGCCGUCCACCCGACCGCCGCCGAGGAGUUCGUCACCAUGGUCUAA